AUGUCAAAGGUGUUGUUGAACUCUACAUUCAUAUAUAUGUCAUCAAAUGAUCUGAAAGGUGGCCUGCCUCAACUAUCAUCCAACGUGGCCUUUCUUGAUAUAUCAAACAACUCAUUAUCAGGAACCAUUUCUCCUCUUUUGUGUGAUCACAAGAUGCUGAAUGGGAAAAACAAUUUGGAAUACUUGGACAUAUCCCUGAAUCAUCUAUCUGGAGGGCUUACAAAUUGCUGGAAGAAUUGGAAAUCAUUGGUUCAUGUUAACUUCGGAAGCAAUAAUCUAACAGGCAAGAUACCUACAUCAAUGAGCUUGUUAUCUAAUCUUACCUCCUUACAUCUACAUGAGAAUAAGCUCUAUGGAGACAUUCCUCUCGCGCUGCAAAAUUGCCACUCUCUAUUGAUCUUUAAUGUUCGUGAGAACAACUUUUCAGGAAAUAUACCAAACUGGAUACCACAUGGUGCAAAGGCUCUCCAAUUAAGAUCCAAUCAUUUUAGUGGUGUGAUCCCAACACAGAUAUGCCAAAUGUCAUCCCUCAUUAUUUUGGAUGUUGCAGAUAACACAAUCUCAGGACAUAUACCCAGCUGCCUACAUAAUAUCACAGCCUUAGUUUUCAACAAUGCUUCCUACAACAAGCUUACUUUUUUCUUUCCUAUAGAUGGUUUCAGUUACUAUAUCUUCGAAGACAGUCUUGAGCUGGUCACAAAAGGUCAAACAAUAGACUAUGGAAUGAACCUGCACUUUGUGAGCUUAAUUGAUAUGUCAAGUAACAAUUUGUCGGGAAUAAUACCUCCCCAAAUGUUCAGCCUCAUUGGAUUGUACUCCUUGAACUUUUCCCACAACAAAUUAACAGGACAAAUACCAAAUGAGAUUGGCAACAUGAAAAACUUGGAGUCCCUUGAUUUUUCAACAAACCAACUUCGGGGUGAAAUUCCUCAAGGCCUUUCCAAUUUGUCCUUUCUUGCUUCCUUAAACCUGUCAUUUAACAAUUUCACAGGCAAAAUACCAUCAGGCACACAGCUUCAAGGGUUCGGUGCACUCAGCUAUAUAGGCAAUCGCAAUCUUUGCGGACCUCCACUUACAAAAUUUUGCUUGCAGGUUAGUGAACCUAAAGACACAAAGGCCAUAGAUGAAGAUGGGGAUGAAUCUGCAUUUUGGUCAUGGUUUUACAUUGGAAUAGGAUCUGGAUUUGGCACCGGCUUUUUGGGAGUUUCCUAUAAGUUUCUUUAUGACUUGAGAGGCUGA
Glycine soja is the source of this 1239-nucleotide messenger RNA. Its product is annotated as receptor-like protein EIX2. The transcript has a single exon. Lineage: Eukaryota; Viridiplantae; Streptophyta; Magnoliopsida; Fabales; Fabaceae. The record is from RefSeq and is a predicted model, not a curated record. The coding region runs from base 1 to 1239 and encodes 412 amino acids. Gene Ontology annotation, molecular function: protein binding.